UAUUAUCAUUUGUCUCUAUAUAAAGCUGAGCCAGAUAAAUUGUUUGCUCGCCUCAGGCUUUCUUUUCAUUCUUUCUUUCACAAGCGUAAGCCUUAAAACUCUUGUUCCUUCUCUACUCGACCUCUCUGUCUCUCUCUUUUUUCUCUUAUCUUAUUCCUUCUCAAUCACUCCUUUUUCUUUAUAUAUUUUUCUCUUUUUAUUUUGGGGUUUCUUUCAGAGAAGAGUUUCACCAGAUUCUUCGUUCAGAAAAAGUAGCUCCUCGGUUUAUCAAGUUCACGUAAACGAGGCUUGUCAACUAUUUGGGAUGCCAAUUUUCGGCACUUCUUCCAAAAGAGGUUCCAAUUGGACAAUUCAAACUUGAAGCAGCCAAAUAAAGAAAUUCAACGACAUUGAGAUAUCCAUUAUGGACUGUCAAUAUGAUAUGAUAUGAUUUUGGCAGCAGAUGGCCAUUGAGCAGUACAUUGAAGAAGCCGUAGCUCAUAACCAUUUAAGUGGAGAAGGUAAAAAUCCCUCGGAGAAGUGGAAGAAUUCACCAGACGCAGUCCCAGGUUCUGAUGCUAAUCCCUCCGGAGGUUUUGACUGCAACAUCUGCCUGGACUCUGUGCAGGAUCCAGUUGUCACACUAUGCGGUCAUCUGUAUUGCUGGCCCUGCAUUUACAAAUGGCUUCAUUUUCAGACCAUCUCUGCUGAAGACCAAGACCAAAAACAACAGCAAUGUCCUGUAUGCAAAGCUGAAGUUUCGGAUACCACACUGAUUCCACUUUAUGGCAGGGGCCUAACAACUCAGGCACCAAGAUGCAGGACUCCCCAAUUUGGUAUGGUCAUACCAAAGAGGCCUCUUGGUCCUACUUGUGGUGUUGGCACAAUAAGAUCACCUAAUACUACCAAUAGUCAGCAGUUUCCACAGCAAUUACAUCACCAAGGUUAUUCAUAUCAACCACAAAUCUACUACCCUCAACAGGGCGCUUAUCCAGCUUCACCCAUGCUUAGUCCUGGUGGCAUGACGAUAAAUGUACUUGAUCCAGUAACCCGAAUGUUUGGUGAAAUGGUAUACGCAAGAGUAUUUGGGAACUCGAUUACCAGCUUAUAUACAUAUCCAAAUUCAUACAAUCUUGCAGGAAGCACUAGUCCUAGGAUCAGAAGGCACAUUCUGCAAGCCGAUCAGUCACUCAGCAGAAUAAAUUUUUUCCUCAUUUGUUGCAUGCUCCUCUGUCUUCUUUUGUUCUGAUCUUUAUUCUCGACUUCCGUUCCCAUUUUAUACCUGUAUGGAAGCUAAAAAAUAUAUAUAUAUAUAUAUUUAUAUACAAAUUCAGCCGGAUGUACCAUACGAUAUGAGAUGUAUCUCCUGUGCUGCGAUAUAGCAUUUAUGUAAUUAUGAGUUCUGUGCACCUCUUGUUCUACGAUGUAGUACGGAGUUAUGGUUCCAUCUUAAAAAUCAAUCAUCUCGUGAUGUUUUGGCUAGUAGAUAACUGUAUGGAUAUUCAACAAAAAUGUCUUGUACAGUCUGUCGUUGGGAUAUGUUUUACAUAUGAGUAAAAAAUUGUAUCAUUAAAAAAUUUGAAUAAGAUGUUUUAUAUAUGCAUGAAAGAUUCAAUAAUUUAAUAGCUUAAGCUUUUGGGCUUAAGCGAUGUUCAAACA
Messenger RNA from Durio zibethinus, 1638 nucleotides. Lineage: Eukaryota; Viridiplantae; Streptophyta; Magnoliopsida; Malvales; Malvaceae. The record is from RefSeq and is a predicted model, not a curated record.